Messenger RNA from Oncorhynchus nerka (sockeye salmon), 2208 nucleotides. Its product is annotated as multiple inositol polyphosphate phosphatase 1-like. NCBI's taxonomy places the organism in Eukaryota, Metazoa, Chordata, Actinopteri, Salmoniformes, Salmonidae. Gene Ontology annotation, molecular function: inositol phosphate phosphatase activity; acid phosphatase activity. The transcript has 5 exons. The record is from RefSeq and is a predicted model, not a curated record. Bases 127 to 1518 code for a protein of 463 amino acids.
UUUUUUUUUGUUGCCAAGUUCAAAGUUCGCAGCGAAACAACAAACAAAGCAGAGAGCGAUGUACUAGCUAACUUAGUUUAGUAGUUUGUAAGUAUCAGUUGCUUCUACCUCAACUAAUUUGACGAAAUGACAUCAGCGUUAUCUAAACACACGUUGUUGUUCACGACAUUUAGUCUAGCUUUGACCCGGGUUUCAUACUGCUCAGUUGCAAAUGCUAACGUUAAUUCAAGCAUACCUGCGAUUGCAAAUUAUUUCGGAACGAAAGGCAGAUAUGAGGAAGUAAACCCCUAUCUCAUUAAUGACAUCCUCUCGGUAAACAAAUCCCUUUUAAAACCGGGAUGUACCGAUUGCACUGCUGUUCAUGUGACCGCCAUAAUUCGGCACGGAACACGAUAUCCAACGAUCAAAAAUAUCAAAAGGAUGCAACGGCUUUACGACCUUGUUCUAAACGACGCAAUGAACACCGAUAAAUGGCUGACUGACAUAAAAACCAAGUGGGAAAUGUGGUACACUGAAGACAUGGAUGGCAAGCUUGUGGAAAAGGGGCGAGAUGACCAUAGGCAUCUGGCUGUCAGGUUGGCAACAUUCUUUCCAUCUUUGAUGUCAGAGGAAAACCUCAGGCGCCAUCGUAUCCGUUUCAUCACUAGCUCCAAACACAGAUGCGUGGACAGCAUUGUCGCUUUCCAAGAAGGCCUACUCAACCUUUGGAACGUAACAGAAGUUGGACCCAGCCACGAAAUCAAUGAUGAGUUGAUGAGAUUCUUUGACCAGUGCAAAAAAUUUGUUGACGAUGUGGAGAACAACAAAACUGCCCUCGAAGAGGUCCACCUCUUCAAGGCCUCAGCAGAGAUGAAAAUAGUGCAGAUGAAGAUGGCUGCCCAACUGCAAGUUCCAUACAAUCACAUCACACCAGAUCUGGUGGAGGCUGCAUUCUUCCUGUGCUCAUACGAGUUUGCCAUCAAAUCUUUGAACUCCUCCUGGUGCAACCUGUUUGAUGAGACUGACGCCCAAGUGCUGGAGUACAAAAAUGACCUGAAACAGUACUGGAAGAGGGGCUAUGGUCAUGACAUCAACCGCAAGUCCAGUUGCGCUCUUUUUCAUGACCUGUUCAAUCGCCUUGAUAAGGUUGCUCAUGAGAUCAGGUUUGGGCAUGUAUCUGAGGCUGUGACCAUUCAGGUGGGCCAUGCCGAGACCCUCCUGCCCCUGUUGGCCCUCAUGGGCUUUUUCAGAGACGAGACGCCCCUGACCGCCGACAACUUUGACCUGCAACAUGGCCGCACCUUCCGCACCAGCCGCAUCGUGCCUUACGCAGCCAACUUGGUCUUUGUGCUGUAUGACUGCAGUGAAGGCCUCCGGCUGCAGUUCCUACUCAACGAGACACCUCUGAAAUUCCCUGAUAUAAACCACCAGGCUCCUCUGUACAAUACGGUCAGAGAGACCUACAGAGAGUUGCUGCACGGCUGCAAUUUCGAGAAGGAGUGCGAGCCGUCCAGACCCAACAGAAACUGUGAGCUGUGAGCUUGGGGCAUGUGAAUGUCUGUGUCAUGCAAGAGAGGGUGUUUUAAAGGUUUUGUCUGAACCAGUUCCUUUUUUUCUGGUGUCUUUUUUUUUUAGAAGUAACAGGUUUCACAGAAAGCUUUUACUGGGCCCCCUUUUUCCCCAGGUGUCACUUUAGCACAAGUUAUCAUGAUGCUUGCUUUCUUUUCUAGGGUCAUCCAGGGUCUUAAUUGAAUUCACUCUUUUUAGAGGAGGGAGAGCUUUAUAUUUAUGCUAUUUCACGGUUUCAUAUUGAUUUAUAUUAUAUUGCAGAUUUCAGGUGCCUUUUUGUGUUUUCAUACAGUAUGCUUUUUCCAAACGCAGAAAGAAACAAUGAGUAGAAUAUAACGUCUGCCACUGGAUAGAUGCAGUGGGUUGGGUUUACUUGCUGAGAAACUCUUUGAAAUUGUUUGUUUGUAAAAAAAAAAUGCUCUGUAAUGAGUCAUUUUGUUUGGGCUGAUUUUUAUAUUUGCACUCAUUUUCAGAAACAUUUACUCCAAAUUUAGCCUUUUUUAAAUAUGGACUCAACCAUCUUUGGACUGCAUUGUGAACAAAAUAUACAUUUUGAACAAUAAGCUUUUAAUUUGGGGUUACCUUAGCUUUAUUUAAUUAUUUUCUACAUUGUCAUUUGAUUUGUUUGUGAAAUAUUUCAGAUUAAAGUAAAUGCCUUGA